AUGGCGGUGGAUAAAAUUCCGCUUGACACCCUCAAGGAGUGUCUCGAGUUCCUGCAGUGGUUGCAUGAUGGCGAAGGAAAAAAGAUGCAAGACCUGGUGGCCACAGAACUGGUUAAACGUUAUGGAAAUUAUUAUAAUCGUAUUUUGUUUACGGGCAAACUGCCACAUGCUGUCUCCGAAUUCCUCGGGCACGUGUCCACGUUUUAUAAGAAAUUAUGCAAAACCCCAACGCCGGGAAGUUAUGUCGAUCCAAAAGCAAAAGAUGUCACCGAUGCGCUCCUCGAGUGCGUCCCCAAGUUAUUCGCCGCUUUGUAUUUUUUGCUCUACAAUGUGGAUUACAGAUUCGAUGCAGUGGGUGGAGCGAAGUGGAAGUACAAUUGUCCUGGGUGGGAGUCGACUUGGGUGAGAUUCUUUUGGGAUAAAUAUUGGGGUGGUGAACUGCAGGAUUAUCUCAGGGCGUCACUGAGCGAUAACUACGGUGGCCUCAUACCUGGUGGAUUCGGCCGAGAAGAGGUGACGUAUGGUUAUGCAUAUGAUUCUAGCUAUGGCUAUCCAUACGGUAAGGAUAUGAUUCCUGACCUCACAAAGAUUUUGGACAAAAAAGAAGACCAAAUUUUCCGGGACGUAUUUUUUACAACAGUCAUUUCUACCACCGCAGGCACAGAGCCCGUGAACACUGCUAACGUUCUUGCAUUGGUGAGAACGUUUUGCGAUAUUGUGGCUGAAGAGGAAAAGAAACAGAAUGGCGAAAAGUUUAAAACGCAUUUACAAUUCCAAGACAAAUGUAUAGAUUGGCAAGAAUUAAAAGCCCAUUGCUCCAAACUACAAGACCAAUUUGGCAAGAUUUUCAAAAAGGAAGCCUUUUCCUACACCGGCCAGGCGCGGAGUGUUGAUGAGCUUAACACUGAGAAAUUUGCAAGGGAGACGGCAAGAUGGUUUAGAAAUAAUUUGCAAAAAGUUCAACAGAAUGUGAAACACAUAAAAAAAGGUUCCCAGUCGACAACACUCGAUAUUUGA
Messenger RNA from Babesia ovata, 1017 nucleotides. RefSeq names its product Chitin bind 4 domain containing protein, putative. The record is from RefSeq and is a predicted model, not a curated record. Lineage: Eukaryota; Apicomplexa; Aconoidasida; Piroplasmida; Babesiidae. Bases 1 to 1017 code for a protein of 338 amino acids. The transcript has a single exon.